This is a messenger RNA of Cynoglossus semilaevis (tongue sole), 2737 nucleotides long. RefSeq names its product TNF receptor-associated protein 1 (gene trap1). The record is from RefSeq and is a predicted model, not a curated record. Gene Ontology annotation, biological process: protein folding. Lineage: Eukaryota; Metazoa; Chordata; Actinopteri; Pleuronectiformes; Cynoglossidae. The transcript has 18 exons. Bases 96 to 2255 code for a protein of 719 amino acids. Gene Ontology annotation, molecular function: ATP hydrolysis activity; ATP-dependent protein folding chaperone; ATP binding.
ACGGCGCCGUGGUCCUUUUCUUGCUCUGUCGUUCAGCGUGUGUCGGCUGACCCUGUCGAUUUUUCUCUCUUGAUCUGCCAUUUACAUCUGUAUUAAUGUCCCGCUGUCUGUCUCUGUCUCGGUUCGUCCUCGGGUCAUCUCAGAGGAACACACCGCAAGUAAAGGCAUAUGUUCGUGGAGUGAGCAACAGGACAUUUACGCGCUGUUUGCCUGCAGACCUGCAGGUUGGACCACAGCAGAGAUGGAGCUCUCGACCAAAGGCGUGGAGGUCGCAGGCCUCCUGUAUAAACUUCUAUCAGCAGUCUUACUACAGCACCCAGGAAGCUGAGAAAGAACCGGAGGAUGAGCCGCUGCACAACAUCAUCACUGACACUGAGUCAGUUCAAGGUAGCCUCUCCAAACACGAGUUCCAGGCUGAAACCAAAAAGUUGCUGGACAUUGUUGCCAGGUCUCUGUAUUCUGAGAAAGAGGUUUUCAUCCGGGAGUUGAUCUCUAAUGGCAGUGAUGCUUUGGAAAAGCUGCGUCACAAAAUGAUCACAGAAGGAGGUGAAACCGCUCCCAUGGAGAUUCACCUGCAGACAGAUGCUGCCAAAGCCACAUUCACCAUCCAGGACACUGGUGUCGGGAUGAACCAAGAAGAGCUGGUGGCCAACCUAGGAACAAUCGCCCGCUCUGGUUCAAAGGCCUUUUUGGACGCUCUGCAGAGUCAGGCGGAGGCCAGCAGCACCAUCAUUGGUCAGUUUGGGGUUGGGUUCUACUCUGCCUUCAUGGUAGCUGACCAUGUGGAUGUUUACUCCCGUGCUGCUGCUCCAGACUCACCUGGAUACAAGUGGUCCUCAGAUGGCUCUGGAGUUUUUGAGAUUGCUGAAGCCAGUGGGGUUCAACAGGGAACAAAGAUUGUGCUGCACCUGAAGAGCGACUGCCAGGAGUUUUCCUCUGAGGACAGAGUAAAAGAGGUUGUAACAAAAUACAGCAACUUUGUGAGUUUCCCCAUCUUCCUGAAUGGAAGAAGGCUCAACACUCUGCAGGCCUUGUGGAUGAUGGACCCCAAAGAGAUCAGUGACUGGCAGCACGAGGAGUUCUACCGCUACGUGGCUCAGGCCUACGACAAACCGCGCUACACGCUGCACUACCGCACUGACGCGCCACUCAACAUCCGCAGCAUCUUCUAUGUUCCUGAAGGGAAGCCCAGUAUGUUUGACGUGAGCAGGGAGAUGGGCAGCAGCGUGGCUCUGUACAGCAGGAAGGUCCUGAUCCAGACCAAAGCCGCUGACAUCCUGCCCAAGUGGCUGCGCUUCCUGCGAGGUGUGGUAGACAGCGAGGACAUCCCACUGAACCUGAGCAGAGAGUUGCUGCAAGAGAGCGCCCUCAUCAGGAAGCUGCGUGAUGUUUUGCAGCAGAGAGUGAUUCGCUUCCUGCUGGACCAGAGUAAGAAGGAACCAGAGAAGUACGCAAAGUUCUUUGAGGACUACGGCCUCUUUAUGAGGGAGGGCAUCAUCACCAACCAGGAACAGGACGUCAGGGAGGACAUUGCAAAGCUGCUGAGGUUCGAGUCGUCUGCUCUGCCUGCGGGACAGCAGACCAAUCUGGUGGAGUACGCCUCCAGGAUGAAGGCAGGCACAAGGAACAUCUACUACCUGUGUGCCCCCAACCGCCACCUGGCAGAGCACUCACCGUACUACGAGGCCAUGAAGAAGAAGGACAUGGAGGUGCUGUUCUGCUACGAGCAGUUUGAUGAGCUCACCCUGCUGCACCUCCGAGAGUUUGACAAGAAGAAGCUGAUCUCAGUGGAGACGGACAUUGUAGUGGACCAUUACAAAGAGGAGAAGUUCGAGGACAACAAAUCAGCCUCUGAACGUCUGUCACAGGAGGAGGCUGACGACCUUAUGGCCUGGAUGAGAAACGCUCUGGGUACAAAGGUCACCAACAUCAAGCUCACUCCUCGUCUGGACACCCAUCCAGCAAUGAUCACCGUGCUGGAAAUGGGUGCGGCGCGUCACUUCCUCCGCACCCAGCAGUUGGCUCGCACUGCUGAGGAGAGAGCUCAGAUCCUGCAGCCCACGCUGGAGAUCAACGCUGGACACGAUUUGAUUAAGAAACUGCAUGCACUAAAGGACACAAACGCUGAACUGGCUGGACUGCUGCUCGAGCAGAUCUAUGACAAUGCCAUGAUCGCAGCGGGACUGAACGACGACCCUCGACCCAUGAUUUCCCGACUGAAUGAUCUUCUGACUAAAGCUCUGGAGAAGCACUGAUGGCCACGUUCAGACAUGAACAUGAACCUGAGGCUUUUUCAGCCGUCAACAAAAGGCCAAUCAGUGGAGGAAGUACCGAUCAUAUCCUGCUCUUUAUCCCCUGAUGGUGACACACACACACACACACACACACACACACACACACACACACACACUCUUGAAGUGUGAAAGAACAUAUUUAAAAUAGUGGUUAUACUGUGAGAAAUUAAGCUGGAUGGCACUGGUCGUGGUGUUUGUCAAACGUUAGAUGAAAGAAAACUUUACUUUUUUUCCUCUUUUCUCAAAAAUUAAAUGUCAGCUUAGACCAUCACCAUGUAACACAGUAAAGAGUGUAUUUGAAGCCAAGUUAAAACACCUGACAGUGGUUAUUUUAAAGCUUGCAUUGAAAAGUCGUGACUUGUGUUUCUGUCAUUUUUGUUGUUUUUAUUUGUUCACUCCUGUUUGUUUUCUAAGAAAAUAAAAGGUUCACUGUGUAAAUCAGA